AACAUUGUAUGAUUUCAUAACAUUGUAUGUAUGAUUUCACAACAUUGUAUGAUUUCAUCUGACUUCCCAUUCUUUCCUUCCCAAUUCCCUUCCUGCCUUCUCUUCUCCAUUGUAAUAUAAAACUUCAUCUUAUCUUCUUCAAUUUCUAGAUCAAGGUCCACGCUUGACGCCUCCAGCCCUCCACGGCCCGCGUUUGCUUAAAUGGGUUCCCAAUCAGUUGCAGAUAUGAUAAAGGCUUCAUCAGGGGUACAUUUUUCUGGAUUUCACAUGGAUGGCAUUGAAUCAUGGAAAGCAGAUAUUGAGCAACCAACAACGUCAACUACUGCAAAUGUUUGCAAUCAACCUUUUAUCAUUGGAGUUGCUGGAGGUGCAGCAUCAGGAAAAACUACCGUUUGUGAUAUGAUAAUUCAGCAGCUUCAUGAUCAGCGUGUGGUAGUUGUAAAUCAGGAUUCAUUUUAUCAUAAUUUGACACAAGACGAGCUUUCACGAGUUCAUGAAUACAACUUUGACCACCCCGAUGCAUUUGACACUGAAGAGUUGCUUUGUACCAUGGAGAAACUAAGGCAUGGGAAAGCAGUGGAUAUUCCCAAGUAUGAUUAUAAGAGUUACAAAAAAAGUGUAUUUCCUGCUCGAAGAGUAAACCCAUCAGAUUUGAUUAUAUUGGAAGGGAUACUUGUUUUCCAUGAUCCUCGUGUUCGUGAGCUCAUGAAUAUGAAGAUUUUUGUUGAUACAGAUGCGGAUGUACGACUAGCUAGACGAAUAAGGCGUGAUACAGCCGAGAAGAGUAGAGACAUUGCUAUGGUGCUUGAUCAGUACUCAAAAUUUGUGAAGCCUGCUUUUGAUGAUUUCAUACUUCCAACAAAGAAGUAUGCAGAUAUUAUCAUUCCUCGUGGAGGUGACAAUCAUGUUGCUGUUGAUCUCAUUGUGCAACAUAUCCGUACAAAAUUAGGGCAGCACGAUCUCUGCAAAAUAUACCCUAAUCUGUAUGUUAUUCAAACAACCUUCCAGAUUCGUGGCAUGCAUACACUUAUCCGUGACACAGAGACUACGAAACAUGAUUUUGUUUUUUAUGCUGAUCGGUUGAUACGCUUGGUUGUUGAGCAUGGACUAGGACAUCUUCCUUUCACAGAAAAGCAGGUUAUUACUCCUACUGACUCUGUAUACACUGGUGUAGAUUUCUGUAAGAGAUUAUGUGGAGUAUCCAUUAUUAGAAGUGGUGAAAGCAUGGAGAAUGCGUUGCGAGCAUGCUGCAAGGGAAUCAAAAUUGGCAAGAUUCUUAUACAUAGAGAAGGUGACAAUGGGCAGCAAUUAAUAUAUGAAAAGCUACCACAAGAUAUAUCGGAUCGACAUGUAUUGCUCUUGGAUCCAAUCCUAGGAACAGGAAACUCCGCUGUUCAAGCCAUAUCUUUACUCAUAAAGAAGGGUGUACCAGAAGUAAACAUCAUAUUUCUCAAUCUUAUAUCUGCACCCCAAGGAGUCCAUAUGGUCUGCAAAAGCUUCCCAAGAAUAAAGAUUGUGACCUCUGAAAUUGAAAUGGGCUUGAAUAAAGAUUUUCGUGUCAUACCUGGCAUGGGCGAGUUUGGAGAUAGGUAUUUUGGUACUGAUGACGAAUGAUCAAGAGGAUUUAAGCAUUUUUCAAGAUUGAUUUCAAAGGAUCACAAGCUAAAUAUUUUAAUUUUGCUAAUGCUAAUCAAGAAUGGCUAGCAGCUUUGCGAUUCAUUUGGCAGAAGUUUAGCCUAGUUGAUGGUUUGCUUCCACCGUACUUCAAAAUCUUUUACGCAUUCACCUCUCAAUUUUGUUACAAGAGAUUGCACCAAAUUGAUCUAUAGUCGAAGGGAGCAAAUGAGGCUCCAAAAGAUAGCGAUGGUGGUGUAUGAGCACAUCUAAGUGCGCCUCUAAACAUCGCUAUACAUAAUGUUGUAAUUGUCCUUUGUCGUAGGCACCUUUGUUAUAACUGAUACACAUUUUGUCACCCCUUGAGUUGUUUGUCUCCAACUGAUGAUAUUUUUAUAUAGUCCUUUCUUUGCUAGUUCCAA
Molecule: messenger RNA, 2036 nt
Organism: Amaranthus tricolor (Joseph's coat)
Lineage: Eukaryota; Viridiplantae; Streptophyta; Magnoliopsida; Caryophyllales; Amaranthaceae
Product: uridine kinase-like protein 3
Exons: 15
Coding region: 202-1614 (470 amino acids)
Cellular component (GO): cytoplasm
Molecular function (GO): kinase activity; ATP binding
Source: RefSeq, a predicted model, not a curated record